Molecule: messenger RNA, 1591 nt
Organism: Ochlerotatus camptorhynchus
Lineage: Eukaryota; Metazoa; Arthropoda; Insecta; Diptera; Culicidae
Product: eukaryotic initiation factor 4A-III
Exons: 3
Coding region: 144-1346 (400 amino acids)
Cellular component (GO): catalytic step 2 spliceosome; nucleolus
Molecular function (GO): RNA helicase activity; mRNA binding; ATP binding
Source: RefSeq, a predicted model, not a curated record
UGUGCGUGUAGCAAAAGUGAAAAGAAAACGCCAUCAGCAGCAAGUGAAAACGCGCUCCGCAUAAUUUUCUGUGAACAUUCUAUCAAAAUCGGUGAUUUCUCCGCUUGCAAAGUAGCGUAAAGUGUACCGCAAAGCGCUCAGCCAUGUCCGGAAGACGACUACCGGCCAACGAGGAUCUCUCGAACGUAGAAUUCGAAACCAGCGAAGAUGUCGAGGUGCUGCCAACUUUCAACUCCAUGGCGCUCCGCGAAGAGCUGCUGCGGGGUGUUUAUGCUUACGGCUUCGAGAAACCAUCGGCCAUCCAGCAGAGAAGCAUCCUACCGAUCGUGAAGGGACGCGAUGUCAUUGCACAGGCCCAGUCCGGUACCGGUAAAACGGCUACCUUCUCGAUUGCUAUCCUGCAGUCGAUGGACACGACACUGCGCGAGACACAGGUUCUCUGUCUUUCGCCGACGCGUGAAUUGGCCGUCCAGAUUCAGAAGGUUAUUCUGGCGUUGGGAGACUUUAUGAACGUCCAGUGUCACGCCUGUAUCGGUGGAACGAAUCUGGGCGAGGAUAUCCGGAAGCUGGAUUACGGUCAGCAUGUGGUCAGUGGAACGCCAGGUCGCGUGUUCGAUAUGAUCAAACGUCGGGUGCUGAGAACCCGGUCCAUCAAGAUGUUGGUCCUGGACGAAGCCGACGAGAUGCUGAACAAAGGAUUCAAGGAGCAGAUCUACGAUGUGUACCGGUAUCUGCCGCCGGCGACGCAGGUGUGCCUAAUUUCGGCUACACUUCCGCACGAGAUUCUCGAAAUGACAUCCAAAUUUAUGACCGAUCCGAUUCGUAUUCUGGUCAAACGUGAUGAAUUGACACUGGAAGGUAUCAAGCAGUUCUUCGUCGCUGUGGAACGCGAAGAGUGGAAAUUUGAUACCCUUUGCGACUUGUACGACACGCUGACCAUCACGCAGGCAGUCAUCUUCUGCAACACCAAGCGCAAGGUCGACUGGCUGACGGAGAAGAUGCGCGAGGCUAACUUUACGGUCAGUUCCAUGCACGGCGAUAUGCCGCAGAAGGAGCGUGACGAAAUCAUGAAGGAGUUCCGCUCGGGACAGAGUCGGGUGCUGAUUACGACCGACGUUUGGGCUCGUGGUAUCGACGUGCAACAAGUAUCGCUGGUCAUUAAUUACGAUCUGCCGAACAAUCGUGAGUUGUACAUUCAUCGCAUUGGUCGUUCGGGUCGGUUCGGUCGCAAGGGUGUGGCGAUCAACUUUGUCAAGAGCGACGACAUUAGGAUUCUGCGAGAUAUCGAACAGUACUACUCGACGCAGAUCGAUGAAAUGCCAAUGAAUGUGGCGGAUUUGAUUUAGAGAAAGAGAACGCACGGGGACGUGGAGAUGGAACGUGAGUUUUACUUUGCAUAUUACACACACACAAUAUUUCGAGUAUUUAAAAUCUAUUAGCCAAUAAGUAUCUGAAUGAGUAAAAAUGUAUAACAAGCUGUAAUCACAUAACGAAAUUACUACUUGAUCAACUGGUAGGUAACACAUGUAAUUACGAUCAUCAUCAAUUUGGUCUACCAAUAAAGAGAGGAAACUCUUUCAAUCUCAGUAAA